Trichomycterus rosablanca is the source of this 2644-nucleotide messenger RNA. RefSeq names its product phospholipase C, delta 1a (gene plcd1a). Gene Ontology annotation, biological process: phosphatidylinositol-mediated signaling; lipid metabolic process; release of sequestered calcium ion into cytosol. Gene Ontology annotation, molecular function: phosphatidylinositol-4,5-bisphosphate phospholipase C activity; calcium ion binding. Bases 11 to 2296 code for a protein of 761 amino acids. The transcript is spliced from 15 exons. NCBI's taxonomy places the organism in Eukaryota, Metazoa, Chordata, Actinopteri, Siluriformes, Trichomycteridae. The record is from RefSeq and is a predicted model, not a curated record.
CUAUUAAAGCAUGUCUGAAAUAAAGCAGCCUGGUAAUAAAGGGGAUGGAGUCAAGGGAGCAUCCCAAAAUGGAAGAGGCCUGGAGGGAGAUGAGAACCUGAAGUUUCUGAUGAUAGGGGGUGAGCUGACCAAGAUAAAGUCCAGCUCGUGGAAGAAGAAGCGCUACUACAAGCUGCUGGAAGAUGGACACACCAUGUGGUCGGAGUCCCGCAAGGGCUUCAGGAAAAACCAAACCUUCUCCCUGGACGACAUCGACUCCGUCCGUCACGGCCGUCAAUCAGAGACUCUGGAGAAGUACACGGACAGUUCGGUGGAGGACCUCUGCUUCUCCAUCAUCUUCAAAGGCAAGCGCAAACACAUCGAUCUGAUGGCGCCCUCCAAGGACGACGCCAGGCAGUGGGUGGCAGGACUGGAGAAGGUCAUCACGAACAUGCACAACCUCAAUUCACAACAGAAGAGCGAACACUGGAUCAUUACCUGCAUGCGUAAUGCUGACAAAGACAAGGACAACAGGAUGACUUUUAAGGAGGUGAAGCAUUUCCUGCGGCAGAUCAACGUUGAGAUGGACGACCUGUACGCCACCAGGCUAUUUGAACAAUGCGACACGUCCAAGUCUGGCACCCUGGAGGGGGAGGAGAUUAAGCAUUUCUAUGACCUGCUGACGCAUCGUGUGGAGAUCGAGACGAUCUACAAAAAAUACGCUCGUACCGACGGGCGGAUGAGCGCCGCGGAUCUCAUGACCUUCCUGCAGCAGGAGCAGAGAGAGUCUGUAACUCAGGAGUACGUGCUGAGGAUGAUCGACGAACACGAACCGGACCAAACAGCCCGACAACAGAAACAAAUGAGCAGAGACGGCUUCCUGAGGUUCCUGACCAGUGUCAACGGUUCCAUUUUUAACCCGGCCCACAUUGGAAUGUACCAGGACAUGAGGCAGCCAAUCAACCACUACUUCAUCUCCUCCUCCCACAACACCUACCUCAUGGAGGACCAGCUGAAAGGACCCAGCAGUACCGAGGCUUAUAUUAGGGCGUUGGUGAAGAGCUGCCGCUGUGUGGAGCUGGACUGCUGGGAUGGACCCAACGGAGAACCGGUCAUCUUUCACGGCCAUACACUGACGUCCAAAGUGCUCUUCAAGGACGUCAUCAGGGUUAUCAAGGAGUACGCCUUCAAAACGUCCAAGUAUCCAGUUAUCCUCUCACUGGAGAAUCACUGCACUCUGGAACAACAGAAACUCAUGGCUCACCACAUGACCUCCAUCCUGGGGAAUGCCCUUCUCACACGCCCUCUGGGAACUGAGAUACCCACCCAACUGCCAUCUCCAGAGGAAUUAAAGGGUAAAAUCCUGGUGAAGGGCAAGCGUCUGGACAAACUGGACGCGACGUUCAACAACAACACGGAGGAUGUGGACAGCGUGUCCGAAGAAGACGAAGCCGCAGAUAUCAAACCGAACGAGCAAAAUAAACCCAAGAAGACGAAGAUCAAGCUCGCUAAGGAGCUGUCUGACUUGGUGAUCUACUGCAAGAGUGUCCACUUUAACAGCUUUGAACAUUCACGAGAUAAGCAGGUCUGCUAUGAGAUGGCGUCUUUUAAAGAAAGCAAAGCUAAAGCGCUGGCUGAGAAUUCGGCAAAUCCGUUCAUCCAUCACAACAUGGACAAGCUGAGCAGAAUUUACCCUGCCGGCUCCAGGACCGACUCGUCCAACUACAAUCCGGUCACCAUGUGGAACGCUGGCUGCCAAAUCGUGGCACUCAACUUCCAAACCCACUGUAAGGAGAUGGAUCUGAACCAAGGGCGCUUUAUGCUCAACGAGAAAUGCGGGUACAUCCUGAAACCCAACUUCAUGAGGGACCCUAAUUCUCAGUUUAACCCCAACGCACUGACUGUGGGACCCUGGCACAAGAAGAAGAACCUUCACAUAAUGGUGAUCUCAGCACAGCAGCUUCCCAAACUAAACAAGGAUAAGCCCAAAUCCAUAGUAGACCCACUUGUGAAAGUGGAAAUCUACGGAAUUCCAGAUGAUCGAGCCGCUGUACAGACGCCCUACAUUACCGACAAUGGGUUCAAUCCGAGCUGGAAUAAAAACUUCAAGUUUACUGUUCAUGUGCCUGAUCUGGCUCUAGUUCGCUUUGUAGUGGAGGAUUAUGAUAGUGCUUCUUCUAAUGACUUUAUUGGACAGUACACGAUCCCCGUCACCAGCAUGCAAAACGGGUAUCGGCAUAUUCCUCUGCUGACCAAAGGUGGAGACGUUAUUCCUUCAGCACGACUGUUCGUUCACAUCAUGGCCCUGGACGCCUAACACAUCUGAAGCAAACUAACACAGACAACGGAUUGAUUUUUCUUUCUGUGUAAUUUAUUAUAGAUAUCUGUGCCAAUACUUGGGAAUAGAUGGGAAAUGGAGGUGGUGAGGAAAUGGGCUGUUUUAUUAAUGAGUGAAGAUUUCUUUGCUUUAGUGCUUUUGAAUAACACAGACUGUGAGGGUCAGUGCCACAUCUAAGGAUCAUGACAGGGUUUUAAAUGUUUUUCUUUAUUAUACAGUAUGGAAAAUGUCCAUAUUUAUUUAGUAGUUAUUGUUAAUUCUUUAUAACACUAAAUCAUUACAGAUUAUUUUAUUUUUGUGUAAUAGAACAUUAAAGUUUUAAAGAAC